UUGCAAGCUUACUGCUGUGGUUGUUGUGUGGAGGUGUUUUUUGUCUGUUUCACUCAGUUCAAGGAUGUGAACAGAGCCUAUCGGGCACUAAUAGACCCAGUGAAGCGCAACAUCUAUGACAAGUACGGCAGCCUUGGUCUCUCCAUAGCAGAACAGGUUGGUGAAGACAAUGUCAACACCUACUUCAUGCUUUCGAGCAAGUGGUGUAAGGCCCUGUUCUUCUUCUGCUGUGCUAUCACCGGUUGCUACUUCUGCUGCUGUUGUUGUUUCUGCUGCAAUUUCUGCUUCGGAAAGUUUAAGCCGAGUCCCAAUGAGCCGAUGCCCGAUGAAAUCAAUUUACGCGAUGAAGAAUUUGAUGAUCUAGCAGACCCAAUGCAUCAAGCUGCACCUCCUUACAAUCUGGACGACCUGCGGCAAACACAAUUUGAUUCCUCGUCCUACGCUCCGGCGGUGCAACCGAUGCCACCUCCCACAGGAGCCGUCAUCACGCAACAACCGCACUCGACCGUCGCUAGUUACUAA
Molecule: messenger RNA, 522 nt
Organism: Hydatigera taeniaeformis
Lineage: Eukaryota; Metazoa; Platyhelminthes; Cestoda; Cyclophyllidea; Taeniidae
Source: the annotation of a GenBank genome assembly